AUGCGGCUGACGCAGUUGGCGCCCUGCCCCAACGUGCCGCGGCUCCGGGCGACCCACGCCGUCUUCGUGGCCCACGGCCUCCACCGGCACACCUACGCCCUCAGCCGCCUCAUCCUCCUAGCCACCGGCUCUGCCGAGGAUGACGGCGCCGCCGACGGCAGCGGCGGUGACUUCCUCUCCUACGCUGGCCUCCUUCUCCGGCACGCGGAGGCGCCGCCCAACGCCUUCAUCUUCAACACCCUCAUUCGGGCCUACGCCCGCAGCCCCCACCCUGCCGCCGCCCUCUGCUUCUUCCAGCUCAUGCGGCAGCGCCACCACCACCUCCUGGCCCUCUCCGGCGAGGAGGAGCAGGCGGCGGCGGUGGCGCCGGACCAUCUCACCUUCCCCUUCGUCCUCCACGGGUGCUCCGCCGCGCAGUGUCCCUCUCCGGGGCUGCAGCUCCACGGCCUCCUCUGCAAGAACGGGCUCGCCGCCGGCGACCACUACGUGCAGACGGCGCUCCUCCGCUUCUACGUCACCUUCAUGGAGCUGGUUCCCGGCGGCGCCCACAACCUGUUCGACGAAAUCCCCCGUAGAGAUGUCGUCCACUGGGACGUCCUCAUGAGCGGGUACCUCCGCCGUGGGCUCCCCUGCGAGGCCCUGCAACUCUUCCGCCGUCUCCUGCUCUCCGGCGCGCAGCCCGACGAGGUCGCCCUCACCACCGCCCUCGCCGCCUGCGCCCGCGCGGGGACCCUCCGCGAGGGCCGCUGGAUCCACUGCUACCUCCGCGACAACGCUGGCGAGCUCCGCACCGACGACGCCCACAUCUGCGCCGCGCUGGUCACCAUGUACGCCAAGUGCGGCAGCCUAGACGCCGCGCGGGAGGUGUUUGAGACGGCGCCUCGCCGGUGCCGGUUCCUCUGGUCCGCCCUCAUCGGCGGGCUCGCCGUGCACGGGCUGGCGGAGGAGGCCGUCGGCUGUCUGCGGGGGAUGCAGGAGCAGGACGGGCUGCGGCCCGAUGGCGUCGCCCUGCUGGGGGCGCUCAGCGCGUGCGCGCACGCUGGGAAGGCGGAGGAGGGCCGCCGCCUGCUGGCGGAGAUGGAGGCGCUUUACGGUGUUUCCCCCCGGCACGAGCACUACGCCUGCGCCGUGGACAUGCUCUGCAAGGUGGGGCGGUUGGAGGAGGCUGUGGAGCUCGCCAGGGCCAUGCCCAUGCGGCCGCUCGCCUCCGUGUGGGGCUCCGUCUUGGCGGGCUGCCGGGCAGGUGGCGCCGUCGAGCUAGCGGAGCUCGCGGUGGCGGAGCUGGAGAAGAUCGAAGAGGAGCUCGGUGCGGGGGCCGCCGACGGAGCCCACGUGCAGCUAUGGAGCAUCUACAUGGGCGCCAACAGGGUGGAGGACGCCCAGAGGACAAGGAAGGCGUUGGGGGGCAGGCCGGGAAGGAAGACCACGGGGCGGAGCGAGAUCGAGUUGGACGGCGUGGUGAGCUCCUUCGUCUCCGGCGACGGCGAGCAUCCUCUGCGGGAGAGGAUCUACGAGACGGUACAUCAUCUCCUCGCCGGUCGCGGCGGCCUCCUCGCUGUGGAGGACGAGGAGCUCUGCCCCGAGGAAGGCCCCGGUUACCUGUUCGACGAUAUGUCCAGCAGAUCAAGAUAA
Messenger RNA from Spirodela intermedia, 1632 nucleotides. Lineage: Eukaryota; Viridiplantae; Streptophyta; Magnoliopsida; Alismatales; Araceae. The record is from the annotation of a GenBank genome assembly.